AUGUCCGAAGCGAUAUCUCAAGAUCAGCCAAAACUCAGUCUGCAGGCGCUGUUGGAGCAGCGGAUAUUGGUGCUGGAUGGUGCUUACGGAACCGCCCUGCAGGGUUAUGGACUGAGCGAAGCCGAUUAUCGCAACGCUGAGCUGGAUAAAUAUGCAACGCCUUUGAUGGGCAAUCAUGAUCUGCUCUGCCUGACACGGCCAGAAAUUGUGCAGGAAGUGCAUGCGGCUUACCUGUCUGCCGGUGCCGACAUCAUCUCUACCAAUACAUUUUCUGCAACCAGUAUUGCCCAGGCUGAUUUUGGCACUGAAAGUCUGAGCUAUCGUGUCAACGAAGCCGGGGCUCGAAUCGCGCGUGAAGUCGCCGAUCAGUUUUCAAUCCCUGAAAAGCCGCGUUUUGUUGCCGGUAGUGUUGGCCCUACAAACCGUACAGCCAGUUUGUCACCCGAUGUGAACCGGCCUGGUUUUCGUAACGUCAAUUUUGACGAACUGGUAGAGAGCUAUAGUGAAGCUAUUCGCGGUCUGGUUGCCGGCGGCGCUGAUCUUAUUCUUAUUGAAACGGUGUUUGAUACGUUGAAUGCCAAAGCGGCUAUUUUCGCCGCAAUGGCGGUUAACGAUACGUUGUCCGAGCCCAUGCCAUUGAUGAUCUCGGGGACCAUCACGGACGCCAGUGGACGUACCCUCAGCGGUCAGACCUGUGAAGCGUUUCUGAUUUCGAUUGCCCACGCUAACCCCAUAGCCAUUGGUCUGAAUUGCGCUUUAGGUGCCGAGCAAUUGCGUCCUUACAUUGCGGAACUGGCACAAAAAUCAACCGCCGCAAUCAGCGUUCACCCCAACGCGGGGUUGCCCAAUGCGUUUGGUGAGUAUGAUGAAAGUGCCGAACAUAUGGCGACUGUUGUUGGAGAAUUUGUUGAUCAGGGAUGGAUCAAUAUUGUUGGUGGCUGUUGUGGAACCACGCCGGAACAUAUCGCUGCGAUUGCGCAGCGGGUUGCGGGUGUUCAGCCAAGAAUACCUGUUGCGGAAAAUGCCAAUUUGAAGCUGGCGGGUUUAGAAGCCCUGAACGUCACCCCGGAAUCUCUUUUUCUCAACGUUGGGGAACGUACCAAUGUAACCGGUUCUGCGCGGUUUGCGCGUCUGAUACGCGAAAAUGCUUUUGAUCAGGCUUUGGACGUUGCUCGAAAUCAGGUUGAAAACGGCGCGCAGGUUAUCGACGUGAAUAUGGAUGAAGGCAUGCUUGAUGGCGCCGCGGCGAUGGUGGAAUUUCUGAAUCUGAUUGCCUCAGAGCCAGAUAUCGCGCGUGUACCGAUCAUGAUCGAUUCAAGCAAUUGGGACAUCAUCGAAGCCGGUUUGAAAUGUGUGCAGGGCAAGGCGGUUGUUAACUCAAUCAGCCUGAAAGAAGGCGAAGCCACUUUUAUUGAACAUGCACACAAGUGUCGGCGCUAUGGCGCUGCGGUUGUGGUCAUGGCGUUUGACGAAGAUGGCCAGGCGGACACCUACCAACGCAAGAUUGAGAUCUGUGAACGCAGCUAUCGUAUUCUCACGGAAGUUGUUGGGUUACCGGCUACAGACAUCAUAUUUGACCCUAAUAUCUUUGCGAUUGGCACCGGUAUUGAAGAACACAACAACUACGCAGUGGACUAUAUCGAGUCGGUUAAAUGGAUUGCGGAGAAUCUGCCCGGUGCGCGUACUUCCGGUGGUUUAAGUAACGUCUCUUUUGCCUUUCGCGGGAACAACCCCGUGCGUGAGGCUAUUCAUACGGUGUUCCUCUACCACGCAAUUCAGGCGGGUAUGUCCAUGGGUAUUGUGAACCCGGCGCAGCUCGGUAUCUAUGCUGAGAUACCGGAGGCUUUGCGGGAACGGGUCGAAGACCUGGUUCUGAACCGACGACCGGAUGCCACGGAACGUCUUUUAGAUGUGGCUGGUGAAUUCGCCGGCCAAAGCACCGACAGAUCAAAAGAAAAGGAUAUGUCCUGGCGUGAAUUGCCGGUUUCCGAACGUCUUUCCCACGCGCUGGUGAAGGGAAUAACUGAAUUUAUUAUUGAAGAUACAGAAAAUGCGCGUCUUGAAGCAGCAAAACCUCUUGAUGUGAUUGAAGGACCGCUGAUGGCGGGUAUGGGCGUUGUUGGAGAUCUGUUUGGCAGCGGAAAAAUGUUCUUACCUCAGGUUGUAAAAAGCGCCCGGGUAAUGAAGCAAGCUGUUGGACACCUGAUUCCGUUUAUCGAGAAUGAAAAGAAUGGUGCGCCUACCAGCAAAGGCAAAAUCAUCAUGGCCACGGUAAAAGGUGAUGUGCAUGAUAUCGGUAAGAAUAUUGUUGGUGUGGUUCUGCAGUGUAAUAACUACGACAUCAUAGAUCUUGGCGUCAUGGUGCCCGCAGAUAAAAUUCUGCAGGCCGCAGUGGAUGAAAAUGCCAGCGCGAUUGGUUUGUCGGGGCUGAUCACCCCAUCACUUGAUGAAAUGGUCAACAUUGCCAGCGAAAUGCAGCGGCGUCAGAUGAAUAUUCCUCUGCUCAUCGGCGGUGCAACCACGAGUAAGGCACACACUGCCGCUAAAAUUGCACCGGCUUAUGACAACAGCGCAACGGUUUACGUGACCGACGCUUCUCGAGCGGUCAAUGUCGCAAGUGCCCUUCUUUCAAACCCGGAAAGCUAUGCACAAUAUGCUCAGGCAAUUGAGGCUGAAUACAGUACGGUUAGAAAUCGGGUAGAAGCGCGCCGCUCAAAACGCCAGUUUCUGACUUUUGCUGACGCCCAGGCCAAUGCUGCGGCGAUGGCUUGGUCGUCUGACAAUAUUUGUAAGCCGAACAACAUGGGUGUCCACAUAGUUGAACCGCAACUUGCGGAGCUGGUGCCUUAUAUCGACUGGACACCGUUUUUCAUGACCUGGGAGCUCGCCGGUAAAUAUCCCAAAAUUCUGCAGGAUGAGGUGGUUGGCGAAGCUGCACGUGCACUUUUUGAAGAUGCGCAGGCGAUGUUAACCUGGCUGAUAGAAGAUGGCCGGUUAGCUGCCAAAGGCGUUUAUGGUAUCUGGCCAGCAAACCGAUCCGGUGCCAACGACAUUGAGCUGUUUACUGAUGAGGCUCGUGUUGAAUCACUGGCUACGCUGUACCACUUGCGUCAGCAAACGCCAAAACCCGACGACUCUGCGCCAAAUUACUGUUUAUCGGAUUUUAUCGCACCUGAGGGUAUACCGGAUUAUCUGGGCGGCUUUGCGGUGACCACAGGUCUGAAUAUCGACGCCGUGCUUGCCGAACAUGCUGGCGAUGACUACAACGAGAUCAUGAUCAAAGCGCUGGCUGAUCGACUCGCGGAAGCAUUUGCCGAAUAUCUGCAUGAAUAUGUACGCAAAAACGCCUGGGGUUACGCCGCCGAUGAGGCGUUGGAGACGGAGGCUUUAAUCGGCGAAAAAUAUGCGGGCAUUCGUCCUGCCCCUGGCUACCCCGCCUGCCCGGAGCACAGUGAGAAAGAAACGCUGUUUGAACUGUUGGAUGCGACAGCAAAUACAGGUAUCACGCUCACGGACAGCUAUGCCAUGUCACCCGCUGCAGCUGUGAGCGGUUGGUAUUUUGCACACCCGGAGAGCCGUUACUUCGGCAUUGGUAAGAUUGAUAGUGAUCAGGUGGAAGAUUACGCCCGGCGUAAGAAUAUUGACCUGGAGAAGGCGCGGCAGCUGUUGCGCCCUGCGCUGGCUGACUGA
This is a messenger RNA of Symbiodinium necroappetens, 3690 nucleotides long. The record is from the annotation of a GenBank genome assembly. Lineage: Eukaryota; Dinophyceae; Suessiales; Symbiodiniaceae.